AUGGGGGGUCAUCUAAACAGAUCCGGCACUACCCAAGCCGCCACCGCUGGUGUCCCUCCUCCUCUUCACACGGUUAAGCCCAUGGGUAUAACAAUUUUCAACCGUGUAUUUGCAACAAUUUAUGCUCUUGCCAUUUUAGCUCUACUCUAUUACCAUGCAAAAACACUCUUCUACUCAACAACUUUAGUCUCUUGCUCUAUAACCCUCGCCUUGUUAGUCUCUGACCUUGUCCUUACAUUCAUGUGGAUCAACACACAGACUUUUCGCAUGCGUCCAGUCUGUCGUAAACAAUUCCCUGAAAACGUCGAAAAAGUCAUGAAAAGAAGUGAUUUUCCAGCUUUGGAUGUGUUUAUAUGCACUGCUGAUCCAUACAAGGAGCCACCAAUAGGUGUAGUGAAUACGGCUUUAUCAGUUAUGGCUUAUGACUAUCCAACUGAGAAGAUUUCAGUCUAUGUAUCUGAUGAUGGAGGCUCAGCCUUGACUCUCUUUGCUUUCUUGGAGGCUGCUAAGUUCGCUACACACUGGUUACCAUUUUGCAAGAAGAAUAAUAUACUAGAGAGGAGCCCUGAGGCAUAUUUUGAAUUAAAUCACCACAGAUAUACCUCUGAGGCUGAAAAGAUUAAGGUGAUGUAUGAAAAUAUUAAAGUCAAGAUAGAGCAUGCUCUUGAGAGAGGAAAAGUUGAUGAUCAGUACAUCACUAGGGACCGAGAACGAGAGGCUUUCAACAAGUGGACUGAUAACUUCACACGACAAGACCAUCCUGCUGUUAUUCAGGUUUUGCUAGACGCUAGCAAGGACAAAGACGUCGCUGGUUAUUGGAUGCCAAACCUCAUCUACGUCUCUAGAGGAAAAAGCAAGGCUUUACCUCACCACUUCAAAGCCGGUGCCCUCAAUGCCUUGCUACGAGUAUCAAGCUGCAUGACCAAUGCACCAAUAAUCUUGACGCUAGAUUGUGACUUCUGCUCGAAUGAUCCGCAAACACUUCUUCGUGCAAUGUGUUAUUUAUGCGAUCCAGCAAUUCGGUCCACGUUAGGAUAUGUUCAAUUUCCUCAACUAUAUCGUGGAAUCAACAAAAAUGACAUCUAUUGUGGUGAAUUUAAACGUUUGUUUGUAAUUAAUCCUAUGGGAAUGGAUGGAAUAGAGGGCCCUAAUUAUGUUGGAACUGGAUGUUUCUUUCUUCGGCGAGCUUUCUUUGGAAGUCCGUCAAGCCUAAUCUCACCAGAAAUUCCUGAACUAUCACCAGACCAUGUCGUAGACAAGCCUAUCCAAUCACAGUCCAUUUUGGCACUGGCACAUCAAGGAGUAAAUAGCAAUUAUGAGAACCAUACCAACUGGGGCUCUAAGAUUGGAUUCAGAUAUGGAUCGUUGGUAGAGGAUUAUCACACAGGUUAUAGGUUGCACUGCGAGGGGUGGAAAGGCAUAUUUUGUCAUCCUGACAGGCCUGCGUUUUUUGGCGAUGUUCCUAUCAACUUGAUUGAUGCCCUGAAUCAACAAAAGAGAUGGUCAAUUGGACUUCUUGAGGUGGGCUUCUCAAAACAUAGCCCGGCAACCUUCGGUGUUAGGUCCAAGGGUAUUUUGAUGGGGCUUGGUUAUGCACAGUUAGCAUUUUGGGCCAUUUGGUCAAUUCCAAUCACUACUUAUGCUUUCCUUCCCCAGCUAGCCCUUCUUAACAAAGUUUAUAUAUUCCCAAAGAUUUCAGAGCCAUGGUUUUUCUUGUAUGCGUUUCUUUUCUUGGGGGCCUAUGGGCAAGACUGUCUUGAUUUUGUCUUAGUCGGUGGGUCAGUCCAGAGAUGGUGGAAUGAUCAGCGAUUCUGGCACAUAAAAGGAGUGACAUGUUGUUUAUUUGGUUCUUUGGAGUUUUUCCUCAAAUUCUUGGGAAUUUCAGCAUUUGGCUUUAACGUUACGAGCAAAGUACUUGAUGAUGAACAGAGUAAACGAUAUGAACAAGGGAUGUUUGAAUUUGGGGUGCAUUCGCCCAUGUUUGUGACCCUAACAAUGGCAGCCAUAACUAAUUUAAUCUCAUUAGUCCAAGGACUUAUUGAAGUUUACAGAGGAGACAAUUUGGAGGAACUAUUUGUGCAGUUGUUCAUAUCAGGUUUUGCUGUGGUGAAUUCUUUUCCAAUUUAUGAAGCUAUCGCUUUGAGAAAUGAUAAGGGGAAAAUGCCUACCAAAACCACCAUUAUGGCAACACUUCUUGCAGGUGCAUUAUAUAUAACAGCUUCUUCAUUUUCAGGUAGGAAUUGA
Messenger RNA from Dovyalis caffra, 2244 nucleotides. The record is from the annotation of a GenBank genome assembly. NCBI's taxonomy places the organism in Eukaryota, Viridiplantae, Streptophyta, Magnoliopsida, Malpighiales, Salicaceae.